Molecule: messenger RNA, 2224 nt
Organism: Leptopilina heterotoma
Lineage: Eukaryota; Metazoa; Arthropoda; Insecta; Hymenoptera; Figitidae
Product: proton channel OtopLc-like
Biological process (GO): proton transmembrane transport
Cellular component (GO): membrane
Molecular function (GO): proton channel activity
Source: RefSeq, a predicted model, not a curated record
AAAAUUUGCAUAAUAUAUAAAUAUUAGGGAAAAAAAACAUAAUUCAAAUGAUAAGAACAAGGUCAAGAAACGGUUAACGUAAUUUAUACGUCUAAUGGUCAAAUUUUCUGGGGCAGGGGGUUAUUUAAUUGAAGGUCAUCGACAUGUAAGAAACGUCCAAGGCGUGACUUCCGGUCCCAGUAUUUAAGUGUCGUUUGGCAUCGUCAAUUUUUUUCAACUGUCACAUAUACAUAAUACAUAUUUUUCGUCAUGGUAGCCGAAAUGACAGGCAUUUCUUUAACGACUACCAAACUGAAAGCAAGUUCGGACAAAAAUAAAUCAAGUGAUAUUGUUAUCGAUCAGGAAUCGUCAAAUUUUUACAAAUCCAUUAAGAAAAGGCCAAAAUGGAUAGAAACAGCGACACGUGAAGCUAUUUACAGUGUUCUUGAUUCUAAAGAAGAUAUUGAGGAUCAUCAUCAGCGUCAUUGUCGAUUUAAGGAUAAUGUUGUCUUGAUUACCGCUUACACAAGUUCUGCUGAUUCUCGGGAAAAAUUUUCGAACGAGGAUAGUGUUUUGAAAAAUUGUAAAUCUUAUCAGUGUGAAGAAGAAGAGAAGAAGGAGGAAGAGUUGAAUCCUCUCUACAGUGUGAUAAGAAAAAAAGGAACGAAUAAUCCACAAACGGAAGUUGUUUCAAGACAAGAAGAACUGAGAAAGUGGUUGCAAAUUGCGUCCAAUAGAAUUCCGAUAACGCGUUUUAAUUCUGAUCAUACGAAUAUGAGUUCUCAGGAAAGGACCAAUAAUCUAAAUGAAGAACGUAGACCGAUUUCAACCCCUAGAGGAGUAGUGGGUCUUGUGGGACCAUACAGAGUCCAUCAUCAUAAUUUAUCCGAGAGGCGUGAAUACAUUUUACAAGAGGAGGAAUUAAUUGAGGAGAAUAGCGAUUAUGUUAAUGAUCUUCAUGAAAGUGAGAUAAUUCGAGAAAGAGGAGGGGAAAUUCAGAAAAAUAAUAAUAAUUAUCACGAGGAGCAUAAGAGAGCAAAAUGGAGGAUAAGGGACGAAGAUGAGGAAACUCUUGUUCCUGAAAUGAUGGUGAGGAAUUUUCUCGAUAAUAUGGUGGAUGAUGAUUUGGAAAUUAAGGACGAUGUGGUCCAGGAGGUGGCUGACAAGAUUAAAGAUUGGAAACAAUUGGAAAUAAGAAGCGUUACUGAUCAAGUGGAGGGAAUUAUUAUUGGCAAACAGGAAAGGGCUGUUGAUGUUCCGGAGUCAAUGGAUAAGAGUACGAAAUCUUCCAACGUUUCCGCGAGUAACGAACAACAUGACAAGGACAGUUUGAACGAAACAGGAAGCACAACGGGUGGCACGGUGGAGGGUGCCCCUGGGGGAAACCCCGGAAGGGGCGAAAGAUCUAAGGAAACUGAACCCUCUGCACAAGAGCCAUCCUCAUCAGCAGUGCCUCCAAGAUCUCUUGUAUCGAGGAUACUAUCGAGGGCGAGGUCUCCUGAAGAACUUUUAGACCAUUCUGAACCAUAUUCGCAAUUAUGGAUCGUUCUGUCAAAUGUUUACGGGGAACUGGUGGUGAUAAUGAUGAUGGCCCUGUGCCUCGCCGAAGUGAUGGAUACACCUGUGCCUUUACUCAGCUUACAGGGAAUUUUCCUGAUGUAUAUGUAUAUUGGAAGCAUAGUCGUAAUCAUAAGCAUCUACCUCUGGGUCUUAGUGGACAGUUGUCGAAGUUUAGGAAGCAGUGGAAUUGGAAUUGAUGACGCCGAACUCGGUGGUGCAUCACUCACGAGAUUUGGAUCCCUUAAAAGGGCCCAUAUUUCACGCUCGAGAACAACAACAACGAGUUUCUACAUACGAGUUGGAGCCUUACUUUUUGGCCUGGCGACUCUAGUCUUUAAUGGACUGGAAAUGGCAAUGCAUUCAAUGAUGCAAGGAGCGUCUUGUCUCAGUGAUAUAAUUUUCGUUCAUCCCGUUCUGCAUGGACUCUUCACUUUCCUGCAAAUGCAUUUUCUUUUCGUCAAUUCUCAAGUUCUCGUUGAGAGAUUUGGACUGGCAGCAAGAUUUGGUUUCACACACUUGGCCGCGACGAAUGUGGCAGUUUGGAUUCGAUUAAUAAUUUGGGAUUCCGCUUUAGAAUGGACGUAUUUCGUUCAUCUCGCUCAAAGAGGACCGCAAACUUCCUCGUCACCUCUUCAUCUUCGAGGCUUCCCUCAAUCUUUGACGAGGCACACGAGAGACGUUUUGG